AUGAUAUACCUUACGAAAGUUAUCAGUAAUGCGUGUUUAUCCAUACUGAACUGCGGGCUGUGCUUGUCUGCAAUAAAUUUGGCCAGAAAGAUGGUGGUGGCAGACUUUAAAAUUUGCCCUCGUGGGUAUGCAAGAUGUAAAAAGGAAAAUUGGUAUUUUGCAACGUUUUAUUUCACACUAUAUGCGAGUGCUUUAUUUGGAUGUUUAAUUUCUCUAUAUUUCAAGGAUGCAAACAGAAGAAAGCGUAUGAUGGUAAGUCACUAUUUAUAUAUUAUAGGAAGUUUAUUAUCUCUAUAUAGUUCUCCACAUAUAGUAAUAUUUUUAUUUUCUCAAGCUUUUUUUGGACUAGCUAUUGGAUGUUCAGUUGUAACAGCACCUUCUUAUGUAUUGGAAUAUUCUCCAAAAGAGCAUCAAAAAUUUUAUGGGUUCUAUAUACAGAUAUUUUUUGCCGUAGGAAUAUUAAUUAGUUAUAUAUUUGGAGCUUCGUAUAUAAGUAUCAGACUUAAAAAUCAGAAGACAUGGCAUUGGUUUGUUACAUUAAUGUAUAAACUUCAUUUUGCAAUGCCUUUAAUAUUUAGUCUAGUUUCUCUACUUUUGUUCUAUUUUGUAUUUACCAUGGAUACCCCUUUACAUUUAUAUGAAUCCAAAAAAUUCAAAAAAUUUGAUAAAUUGAAGACUAAGAUAAAUGUUGCAGAUUUUGAUGAAAAAGAAGAAUAUCAUAAACAUAAAUCAACAUAUGAAGUCAGUUUAUUAGCAAAAGAAGUAUCAAUCAUAAGUUUAUUUCAAAAUGAUACAUUAAAGAAAACUUCUUUUAUUGGUAUGUUACUAUGCUUCUUAUAUUCAGCAAAUGGAUCCUUUUUAUUUCUCAAUACAAUAUUUUUAUUUUUUCAUGCUCUUUCAAAUACACUGGCAAAUACACUUGCAUCAGUUGGAUUUAUAUUAUUAUAUCUUAUUAGUUCAAUAGUCUGUACACAAUUUGUUGAUAAAUUUGAGAAAAAAAAUAUGCUAAUUUGUGGCCUACUUAUCCAAGUCAUUUCAGUAACAUGUUUAACAGGAUCAUAUUUUAUUGACUUUACAACUGUUGUACAUAAAAUUAUGCUAAUUAUGGCUAUAGCUUUUUAUUUAAUUGGAUUAUCUCUUGGAUUCGGACAUGUUAUAUGGACACUUGUGUUUGAUUUAUUUCCAAAGGAGAGUAAGGUUGUGGGAGCAUUUUUUUCUUAUUAUUCUCUUUUUAUUGGUGCCCUUUUCAUUUCUCUAAUUCUUGAAUUCAUAAAUACAAAGUAUUAUGCUUAUUUUUUCAUUUUGUGUAUUAUAUCUCUAAGUAUUUCCAUCUUUGCCAUCAGCAAAUUUUAUAAAGACAAUGUUGUCAUCAUUGCUAGACACCCCUCUAUCGAUGAAUAG
Messenger RNA from Plasmodium gonderi, 1401 nucleotides. Its product is annotated as sugar transporter. Lineage: Eukaryota; Apicomplexa; Aconoidasida; Haemosporida; Plasmodiidae. Gene Ontology annotation, biological process: monosaccharide transmembrane transport. The record is from RefSeq and is a predicted model, not a curated record. Bases 1 to 1401 code for a protein of 466 amino acids. Gene Ontology annotation, cellular component: membrane. Gene Ontology annotation, molecular function: hexose transmembrane transporter activity. The transcript has a single exon.